Molecule: messenger RNA, 3225 nt
Organism: Coniophora puteana RWD-64-598 SS2
Lineage: Eukaryota; Fungi; Basidiomycota; Agaricomycetes; Boletales; Coniophoraceae
Exons: 6
Coding region: 33-2960 (975 amino acids)
Biological process (GO): transmembrane transport; intracellular calcium ion homeostasis; monoatomic cation transport
Cellular component (GO): membrane
Molecular function (GO): monoatomic cation transmembrane transporter activity
Source: RefSeq, a predicted model, not a curated record
AGCUAGCCCUUUGUAUCGCCCUCCCCGAGUCCAUGGCGAACGGCGCAGCAAGACUCCUCUUCGUGGCUGCGCUCGUCAUCAACGUCGUCCUCUGGUCACAUAGUAGACAUACUCAGUUCCACUCCGAGACUCGUUCCAUCCCUGGUCUACUCAAGCGAUCCCUGGAUGAUCUAGCCGUCGAAUCCAUUUGCGAGCCUCUCGCUCACGAUUCAUCCGCCCAGUGUGCCCAUGUCACCUCUGUCUGCCCCUCAUCCGAAACUGUGCUUUCCAUACCCUACCUCCAGCUCUACUUUUGCGCGUCCCUCCCCUCCCGCCCCUUCCUUUUCGCCGCCCUCCUGACCUGGCUCGCAUUUCUCUUCUCUACACUCGGCAUCGCAGCCUCCGACUUCUUUACCCCCAACCUUGCAUCUCUCGCCUCUCUCCUCGGGCUCGACGAGAACGUUGCUGGAGUCACCUUCCUCGCUUUCGGAAACGCUUCCCCUGAUGUCUUCUCCACAUUCUCCGCUCUUCAUGCUUCCGCCGGCGGCCUGGCACUCGGCGAGCUCCUAGGCGCAGCGAGCUUCAUCGUCAGUGUCGUCGUCGGCGCUAUGGCCCUUGUUCGGCCCUUCCGAGUCCCUCGCGCCCCCUUCUUCCGUGACGUGGGAUUCUUCGCUGCUGCUGUCAUCACUUUGCUUGCCAUUCUCUGGGACGGCCAUCUUCACGCAUGGGAAGCGGGUUUCCUCGCCUUCCUUUAUGUCAUAUACGCGACUGUUGUCAUCGUUGGGAGCUGGUGGACACGCAGACGCGAACGCCGGCGGCUUCGCGAGAUGCUCGCUCGUGCCGAGUAUGGAGAAGAGGAUGCGCCUGUGCUCGAUGCUUAUGAUGAUGAUCGGAACGAACCCACAAUCACACCUCUCACCCUGGUCGCACCCACACCCUCGCGACUGCGUGCGCUUUCCGCCCCUUCGCCACCUGGCUCUUUACUCCAGCCCCCAGCGCGUGGCCAAGACCUAAGCGCCUCCACACCUGGGCUCACCCUCCAAACUCACUUCGAAGGGAGCCGUUCGCCGUCGCGCACGCCGAGCCCCGCGCCUCUAUCGGCGGUAGGCAUGCCUAGCUUCUCGCUUGUCCGCGCGCUCGAGUUCCGCGAAGUCGUCGCGAGCCUGCGCGACCGCGCCGCCGCGCCCGGCCUCGCCGCGUUCGAUAGGCACAACAGCAUCCACAGCCACAGCACGCACACGGGGCUCGUUGCGGGCCACUCACCGCUGACGCCCGGUAGCCCGCUGGCGCACACGUCGGGCGUGUACAGCCAUGGCCAUUCCCCGCUGACGCCGUCGCAGAGACAGAGUCCGCAGCAUGCGUGGAGAUAUCCGCUGCGCACUGGAUCUGGCACCGAGCGAGAGCGCGAGACGGACCCGUGGCAUGUGGCACUGGCAUCGGGGCCGGAUGCGGUGCCGCUUCGUGAGCGCACGCCGACGCCGCGCGUUGAGCUGUCGGUGCCGGAGGACGUUGAGCGUGAGGGCGAGCUGUCUGCGGAAGAGAGUGUGGAUGGGGGCGAGCUCGAGCGCUCGCUGCUUACGGUUAGGGACGAAGCAUUCCACCGACGGUCCCCGUCACCACCGACGAUCCCUUCCCUCCCGUCCAUCGCUCACACGCCCGCAUCGCCGCACGCUCCUCACCUCCCAGACACCGAACACGAACCUCCCGCGUCGUUCUCGCUGUCCAUCCCCUCAUCCCCAUCGAAAUCGAAGUCAGGGUUGACGACCCGCGAGCAGAUCGUGUACGCGCUGAAAGGGACAUACCGCGUGCUCUGCCCGUCGCUCCAGCGCCUGCGGCACAAGACGCUCAUCGCGCAGGCAGCGAGCAUCCUCGCCGCGCCUGCGAUGCUCGCGCUCACGCUCACACUGCCCGUCGUCGUCCUCCCGCCCGCGCACGAGCUGCACGAGAAGCCCGCGCCGGGCGCACCGCAGCUCCCCGACGAUGCGGAUAUGCGGCUGACGGCGCCGCCGAGGGCGGAUGGCUCGCCGCCGGGGGACAUUGAGCAGCAGCAGCCGCGUCCUCAUUUGCAUCGUCGGUCCCGCUCGCAGCGCUCGCAUCUCGGUGUGCCGGGGAGCCCCGUCAGCGGCAGGAGCGGGGGCACGGGCAAUGCGAGUGCGAGUGGGAGGGAGUACGGCGCGUAUGCGGAUGAGGCAGAGGAGAUCGAGGCGGAGCGGGCGAUGCUCGCGGACGCGGAGGAGGCGAUGGCGCAUGCGCACGAGCGCGGUGUGGACGGGGAGAUGGUGAUGCACGAGGGGCAGUUUAACCGGUGGCUCGUUGCGGCGCAGUGCACGUGCGGGCCGCUGUUUUGUCUUGUUGUUCUCUUCAAUGGGUCGAGCGCGCUGCCGUGGUUGCUGGUUGCUGCUGCCGUUGCGGGUGUUGCUGUGGGGUCGCUCGUCAUUGCGUUUGGUCAUGGGCCGGAUGCGGGGACGACGAAGACGGCGCGGAUGGUGCGCUGUGCGGCCGGGUUCGCGGUUGCUAUUGUGUGGAUCAUGGCGAUCGCCGACGAGGUGGUGAAUGUGCUCCGGACGUUCGGCUUCAUCUUCGGGCUCUCGGACGCCAUCAUCGGUCUCACGAUCUUCGCGAUCGGCAACUCACUCGCGGACCUCGUCGCAAAUACUAGCGUAGCCGUGUUCGCCCCCAUCAUGGGCUUCUCCGCCUGCUUCGGCGGACCGAUGCUCAACAUCCUGCUCGGCAUCGGCCUCUCGGGGCUAUACGUCACGUCCGCGGACCCCACGCUGAACGGUGGCCCGCUGCAGCUGCCCCUGACGCCGACGCUGCUCUCGAGCGCGCUUGGGCUGCUCGUGCUGCUCGGCGCGACGCUCGUGUGGGUGCCGCUGCACGGGUUCUGGAUAUCGCGGAUGUGGGGUGCGAUCUUGGUUGGGGCGUACGCGGUGUUGAUGGCUGUGAAUGUGCUUGUUGAGCUCAAGUUUGAUGAUGCGUAGGGCGUUGGGUCUGUUUCUGUUUUAUCUUUUCCGGGGCUGAGGCCGGGGUCUGAGAACAGAGACCUGAGAAGUGCACGGUAUUGCUAGCCUUAUUGAUUUAUAGUGCAUUUGCUCAUGAUAUAUCCAAACACUGACAUUGCAAGCUCAAUGAGCUCGAUCUGGGAUUAUGGACUGUGCAUAUGUACAUCUGCAUCAUGAGCGUGCCGCCAUGUGUAUUAUUUUGCUUGAGGAUUUAUAAUAUAAUGAUAAUAUUUGAGGAACGGAC